AUGAUAUCUAGCACCAAAUCCCUCCUCUCCACAUACAAUCAGGAGAAUUCUGAGGCGGCCAAUCGCCAGGAUCAACAAUUGGCAGCCUCAGCAGCUACUCAGCUGGUGAUGCACACCAAGGCUGAAUUGACAGAUGAAAUCGCAGUCGGACUCAACUUCACCCAGUUGAUGGACAAGAAUAAGAGCUUCAUCAGCACUAUCAUGGCUUUACAUAUCUACUUGGCGAAUGGUUGCCUUGUUAUCAGUCUUCUAAGCGUGAUGGUAACCGACAAGGAGCUUGGCCAUCGCGCCUACCUCUCUUUGAUGGGAAUGACAAGAUUGGCCUACCUUUCGGCCAACUUUAUCGCCUGCCAGUGUAAGUGUCAUUUUGGAACGUUAGAGACUGUAUUAUUUUAA
Molecule: messenger RNA, 396 nt
Organism: Protopolystoma xenopodis
Lineage: Eukaryota; Metazoa; Platyhelminthes; Monogenea; Polystomatidea; Polystomatidae
Source: the annotation of a GenBank genome assembly